Molecule: messenger RNA, 1704 nt
Organism: Scedosporium apiospermum
Lineage: Eukaryota; Fungi; Ascomycota; Sordariomycetes; Microascales; Microascaceae
Exons: 4
Coding region: 1-1704 (567 amino acids)
Biological process (GO): protein phosphorylation
Molecular function (GO): protein kinase activity
Source: RefSeq, a predicted model, not a curated record
AUGGAGAAUAUCCUCGCCCGCAAUCGCGAAAGACUCGAUGCUCGAGCCAUGGUAAUGCUGCUGAAGCCCGAUUCAACGUGUGCAGAUCUAUGGGAUCUUGCGGCUGAGCUAGUCCGGGCACUUCAGAACCUCCCAGCAUCGCGACUGCUGCCCUCCCGGACCAGAAGCGGAACUAGCUUCCAUGACCUGUCGAGACUGAGCGUAGCACUUAUCCCCCACUUCUACCCCAACCGCAUCAAGUUUCUCCAGGGAGCCGUCCUCAACCGUGAACCCGACGACAUCAUUUGGAGUAAACGCGAUGAGUCUAUCACUCAGUCCAUCCCUCUCCCCUCCAUUCCGUCGAGCCAAUGGAUCUCGCCUGUGCGUAAUUCAAGCAACUUUGUGAACUCCUCCGAAUACCGAAAACACGUGGAGGGUGUACUGAAGGGGGAAGUUGGACUCGUGCACGUAGGCGUGUCUGGCUUCCAGGAGGCAUUCUUUGGAGACAUCGCGGGUCUUGACUCUACGGCCAAUGCCGUGUUUGAGAGGUGCAAGGAAGGGCAUGUCCACUCUACAAAGAAGGGGCCCACGGGCACUCGACGUAGGCGGUUGGCACGACUCUACACACACUUGCGAGACUCUACGGAUAAGAUCAAGCUGCGCAUUGGUUUUGUAGACCACGCGAACCUCGGCAACCGCUCCAAAUUCCACUGGUCGCAGAUUCUUGUGACGCGAGAGCUUAAGCCCAACCCGGUGGCAGAUGCUACACCAAAGGCAUGGUUCGACCUGGAGAGAUAUUCAGAAGAUCUUCUCUAUGCUCAGGACUCCCGUCGUUUCGUCCUGGGGUUUUCGUUGUGCGGAUCGCUUAUGCGCCUGUGGGAGUUCGACAGACUCGGCGCCAUCGCAUCUAUGCCUUUCGACAUCAAUCAAGAUGGGCUGCGCAAGGGAACAAGUCGAAGCACCGGUGCCACUGGGCCGGAGAGGAAGUGUUCUUCCUAUAACACAGGCGCUCCGCCGAGCAAGCAUGGCCGCUCAACCUCCCCUGUCAAGCCCGAAACGACCCCUCCAGUUCCGAAUACGGUGCGCCGUCGCGUCAUCGUCCGCGACUACGGGAAGCCCAUCUACAAGUCGAGCUCUCCGGCCGCUAUGCUCUCUGCCCUGGAAGAUUGUAUUGAAGGGUAUGAGUCUUUGCAUAGGCAAGCUGGCGUGCUACACUGCGACAUCUCUUCGUACAACCUCAUGGUAAAUGAGGAUGACCUCACUUCCCCGCGCGGUUUCUUGAUCGACCUCGAUCUCGCGAUUAAGGAAGAACAGUCAACGAGCCGCUCGGGAGCCCGAGGAAAAGUGGACACGAGGGCGUUCAUGGCUAUCGGGGUCCUUCUAGGCGAGGAGCGCUCUUUCAUGCACGAUCUCGGGUCGUUCUUCUGGGUGCUGUUCUGGAUAUGCAUCCACUACGACGGGUCGGGGAGGGAGUUUGACAGUUGGCAUUGUCAAAGUGACAAUGAUCUGGUUCGUUCGAAGAUCGGUACGAUAGGCGAUGAGAGCGAACUCCUCAGAGACGCGGAUGAAAACUUUACGCCCUUUUAUCGACCGCUGCUCCCGUGGGUCAAUAGGUUGCGCAAGGUUUUCCCAAACGAUGAGGCCAGAUCCGGGCUUGUAUUCGGAAAUGAAAAAAAUAGUUCAGGUCUUCUCUUUUUCGAACUUGCAAGCGGCUUCAGAGCAUGA